Messenger RNA from Phyllostomus discolor (pale spear-nosed bat), 5536 nucleotides. RefSeq names its product tubulin gamma complex associated protein 6 (gene TUBGCP6). NCBI's taxonomy places the organism in Eukaryota, Metazoa, Chordata, Mammalia, Chiroptera, Phyllostomidae. The coding region runs from base 384 to 5423 and encodes 1679 amino acids. The record is from RefSeq and is a predicted model, not a curated record. Gene Ontology annotation, molecular function: microtubule minus-end binding; gamma-tubulin binding. The transcript is spliced from 26 exons. Gene Ontology annotation, biological process: microtubule nucleation; cytoplasmic microtubule organization; spindle assembly. Gene Ontology annotation, cellular component: centrosome; spindle pole; gamma-tubulin complex.
GACGUGCGGCGGCGGGAGCUGCGGCCGCGCGCGGCCCCGGCCGAGGUCUGGUGAGAGGGCGCCCCUGCGGCUUGACCCCGCGGACCCUUCCCGGUCCCCGCGGACCGUCCACGGGCGGCGUCUCUCCUGGCCGCCCCUUUUCGGGCCCCGGGAGAGCGCGGAGCUGUCGCGUCCGCUGCGUACGGUGCGCGCGCGAUCCUGCGGUUUGUCGCGCUUCUGUGAGCGCCGCGGGUUGCGGACCGCUGCGGGCCGGCCGGCGGGGGCAGGGCCGCCGCGGGCCCGGUUUCAUUCCAGUUCGGAUCCUUCUGCCGCCGUCGAGGCGGCCUCCUACCCGUCGGCCCCGCCCCCGGCUGUCAGGCCUCGGGGAGCCGAGAGCGGUGGGCAUGGCCAGCAUCACGCAGCUGCUGGACGACCUGUGCGAGGCCCUCCUGCCGGCCGCGAAGGCUCACCUGGGCCAGCGCGGCCCGAGCCGCAGGAGAGCGAAGCAGAGCCUCAAGCGGGUGGCCUACAACGCUCUGUUCGCAAAUCUCUUCCAAGACGAGGCUCCCAAGCUGCAGCCUGACCCCCCAAGACUCCCCGUGAAAAACAAGAUCCUCAUGCUGUCCUUUGACCUGAGAGUGGGCGGCCUGGGCCCCGAGGCCGACCGGCUGGAGGAGCUCGUGGAGAAACUCGAAGCAGCCCCUGGCUGCCCACUGGUGGAGGUGGGUUCGGCUUUGGACCUGCUGGUGCAGCUGGCGGGCAGUGGCCCCCCGCAAGCCCUGCCCCGGAAGCGGGACUACUUUUUCCACAACAAGCACGUCGGCAGGAACGUGCCCUACAGCGGCUACGACUGCUACGACCUGAGCGUGUUCGAGAUGGACGUGCAGACUCGGAUCUCCAGGGAGGAGUAUCUGUGUCAGGACGCCAUCCAGAAGGCGCUUCAGGUGAUGGAGGCCGCGCCGGGCACCGGCCUGCCCACUGCCCGUCUCUUCUCAUAUGGCGAGCCCUGUGGCGACAGGUUUGAGAGGGACACCCGCCUGUCGCUCUUCGGAGCCCUUGUGCACAGUCGCACCUACGACAUGGACGUCCGCCUGGACUUGCCCCCGGUGCCGGACAGCGCGGACCUCUGCGGACUGACCAUAAAGGUGCCUCAGAGCGUGGAUCCGUCCGAAGACGAAGGGUUCCAGUCGGCAUCCAACCUGACCCCCGACUCCCAGUCUGAGCCGGGCACGACCCCCGAGGUCGACCUGUGGGACGCGGCGCUCACCUACGAGCCCAGCAGGCAGAGGUGCUGGGAGCACAUUGGCUGCCCCCCUGGCCGCAGAGAGGAGCCCUACCUCACGGAGGCGGGAAGGGACGCCUUCCACCGGCUCUGCCGGCUGUGCCGCGGGGAGCUGCAGGCGCUGGGUGCAGGCCUGCCGGCCGCCGCGCAGCCCAUCCUGGUGAAGGAGUGCGAGCUGGUGAAGGAUGCGCUGAACGUCUUGAUCGGGGUCGUGUCUGCCACCUUCCCCCUCUGCCAGCCGACGCAGGCCUUCGUGGUGAAGCGGGGCGUCCACGUCCUGGGGACCUCCCCCGAGAGCGUCAGCAGCCUCCUGGCGGAGGUGGCCGAGUGCGGGACCCACUACGCGCGCCUGAGCCACUUCUCCCUGCAGCCCGUGCUGGACGCCGCGUGCAGCAAGGGCCUCGUGUUCCAGGCCUUCACCAGCGGCCUGAGGAGGUACCUGCAGUACUACCGGGCCUGCGUGCUCUCCACCCCGCCCACCCUGAGCCUCCUCACCAUCGGCUUUCUCUUCAAGAAGCUGGGCCGGCAGCUCAGGUACCUGGCCGAGCUCUGUGGUGUGGGCACCUGUGGAGGGGAGCCCAGGGCAGCCUUCCCCACCGGGGUGAAGCUGCUCUCCUACCUCUACCAGGAGGCCCUGGACAACUGCAGCAACGAGCACUACCCUGUGCUGCUGUCCCUGCUCAAGACCAGCUGCGAGCCCUACACCAGGUUUAUCCACGACUGGGUGUACAGUGGGGUCUUCAGAGACACCUACGGCGAGUUCAUGAUCCAGGUGAAUCACGAGUACCUGGGCUGCAGAGACAAGUCUUACUGGACCCACGGCUACGUGCUCGUCUCCAAGGAGGCGGAGGAGUGCGCGCCCGCGUUCCUGAAGCACAUCGCUCGCGACGCGUACCUCUGCGGGAAGACCAUCAACCUGCUGAAGCUCUGCUGCCCCCGGCACUACCUCUGCUGGUCUGACGUCCCCGUGCCCCGGAUCUCGGUGGUCUUCUCCCUCGAGGAGCUGAAGGAGGUCGAGAAGGACUGUGCCGUCUACGUGGGGCGCAUGGAGAGGGUGGCCCGCCACAGCUCCGUCAGCAAGGAGGAGAAGGAAUUACGAAUGGAGAUCGCUAAGCAAGAGCUGAUCGUCCAGGCCCGAGAAGCCGCGUCCAGGGUCCUAAGCGCGCUGAGCGAUCGGCAGGUGUCCGAGCGGAUGGCCUUGGACGCCCGGAAGCGAGAGCAGUUUCAGAGGCUGAAGGAGCAGUUUGUGAAGGACCAGGAGCGGCGCCGGGCGGCCCGGCAGGAGGAGCUGGACGACGACUUCAGCUACGCCCGCGAGCGCCGGGACCGGGAGCGGAGACUGAAGGCCCUGGAGGAGCAGCUGGAGAGGAGGGCGCGGCAGGCGCUGGUCGACCACUACAGCAAGCUGUCUGCCGAGGCGGCCCGUCGGGAACAGAGGGCUCUGUGGAAGAUCCAGAGGCACAGGCUGGCGGGCGCGAGGGUUCGCUUCCUCCGAGACGAGCAGGAGCGCACUCAGGCCCUGCUGAAAGCCCUGUCGGAGGGAAAGCCCCCGGAGCCACCGACAGCCCCGCCGAGUGCACACUGUGGGGCCUCGUCUCCAGGUCCCGAGCACCCCGGUGGAGGUGGCAGCUGUGACUCUGGGUGUGCAGAGCAGCGCGAGGCUCCCCGGGAGGGCCCGAGCACGCCGAGGCCGCAACCCCUGGAGCCUCCAGCCGCGCAGGCCUGCGGCUCAGAGCUGGGGGCCGGGCCGCAGCCGGGGCAGGCGGAGGGGCCACGUCUGUUCUCCGCAGGCCUCAGCAUCCAGGAUUUCCUGCCCACGGGCCAGGGUGCGGAGCAGUCUGUGGACACUGAGGAGGUCUCUGUCCUGGAGGAGGCACUGCAGACCAUCGGCUCAGACCUGCCUGCCUCGGCUUCCUCCGCAGUGACGAACACAGGGUGCUCCGAGCCACAGGAAUACGAUUUCAGAACCGUCCUGAGGCCGGCUGUGGUCCCCUCAGCCUCCCCUGGGUCCCUCCAGACUCCAGGAGGCAGCUUGGGCUGUGAGGAGCUGCAGCUGUGGCGGAACACUGACACACGGCUGGACACCUGUGUCACAGAUGGGCAGGUGGCUCUGCCUUAUCCGCACCUGCCCAGGAGCAGCCGCCCCCAGGAGGGGAGCAGCCCAGCCUCGGGGCGGCCCCUUGGGCAGGUGUCAGAGGGUGGUAUUCUCACAGCGGGUUCUGCUUCCGGAACAGCCCCCUCCCGGCCACGGUGGAACGUCCACGGACACGUGUCUGACGCCAGCAUCAGGGUGGGGGAGAACGUGUGGGACGUGGCCCCCUCCCGGCCACGGUGGAAUGCCCACGGCCACGUGUCUGACGCCAGCAUCAGGGUCGGGGAGAACAUGUGGGAUGUGGCCCCCUCCCGGCCACGGUGGAAUGCCCACGGCCACGUGUCUGACGCCAGCAUCAGGGUGGGGGAGAAUGUGUGGGACGUGGCCCCUUCUCGGCCACGGUGGAACGUCCACGGCCACGUGUCUCAGUCCCAGGUGACGCUGGGGGUGCUCCCAGGGGAAGCCCAGCCUGACACACCCAGGCCUGUGUGGAGCCCCCCGGACCACGAGUCCCAGGCGAGCCUCAGCCCGCAAGCACAGAGCCCCACCUGGGAGGGCGAGUCGAAGCUGCUGCCAGGGCCGCCCUCCGACAGCUGUGCUCCGGUGGUGGGCUCCGUCCCCGCAGAAGAAAGCAGCGUCCAGGCCUCGCCCUCUGCGCUGGCUGCGCCUGCUGCUCCGGAGGACAGCGUCCCGGAUGAGCCAGGCACAGGGAGGAGCGGGGACACCGAGGACUGCUCUCCAGGUCGGCCUCUGAGCCCACAGGAAAGGGCCGCCACCCCGAGCAGCCCAGACGCCGGCGAGGAGGCGGAGGAGGCAGCGGCGGCCAGGCGCCUGGGCCGGGAGCAGGCCUACCUGGCAGGCCUGGCGGGGCAGUACCGCCUGGAGCAGUACCCGGACAGCUACGAGGCCAUGUCAGAGCCUCCUGUCGCGCGCCUCCUGCACCACGGGCUCCCCCGGGCCUUUGCCCUCCCCGAGGACACCCGAGGCCCGUCGGACGCAGAUGACGCCAUGGAUGAGACUGCCGUGCAGCUGAGCGAGCUGCUGCCGCUGCCGGUGCUCAUGAAGCACUCGGUCACCGCGCCGCUGGCGGCCCACGUCGCCUUGGUGAACAAGGCCGCCGUGGACUACUUCUUCGUGGAGCUGCAGCUGGAGGCCCACUUCGAGGCGCUGCGGCACUUUCUGCUGAUGGAGGACGGCGAGUUCGCGCAGUCCCUGAGCGACCUGCUGUUUGAGAAGCUGGGAGCAGGGCAGACGCCCGGGGAGCUGCUGAACCCGCUGGUGCUGAACACGGUGCUGCGCAGGGCGCUGCAGUACAGCCUGCACGGCGACUCCCCGCUGGCCGCCAACCUCUCCUUCGCCCUCAAGUUCUUGCCCGAGGCCUUUGUCCCCAACGCCCCGGACGUGCUGAGCUGCCUGGAGCUCAGGUACAAGGUGGACUGGCCCCUCAACAUCGUCAUCACCGAGAGCUGCCUGAGCAGGUACAGCGGCAUCUUCUCCUUCCUGCUGCAGCUGAAGCUCAUGAUGUGGACGCUCAAGGACGUCUGCUUCCACCUCAAGCGCACAGCCCUGGUGAGCCCCGCGGCCGGCUCCGUCCAGUUCCGCCAGCUGCAGCUGUUCAAGCACGAGAUGCAGCACUUCGUGAAGGUCAUCCAGGGCUACAUCGCCAACCAGAUCCUGCACGUCACCUGGUGCGAGUUCCGGGCCAGGCUGGCCGCGGUGGGUGACCUUGAGGAGAUCCAGCGUGCCCAUGCCGAGUACCUGCACAAGGCCGUCUUCAGGGGCCUGCUGACGGAGAAGGCGGCGCCGGUCAUGAACGUCAUCCACAGCGUCUUCAGCCUGGUGCUCAAGUUCCGCAGCCAGCUCAUCUCCCAGCCCUGGCGCCCCGCCGGCGGCCCCCGGGGCGCCGAGCACCCCAACUUCGCCCUCAUGCAGCAGUCCUACAGCACCUUCAAGUACUACUCCCACUUCCUCUUCAAAGUGGUGACCAAGCUGGUGAACCGGGGCUACCAGCCGCACCUGGAGGACUUCCUCUUGCGCAUCAACUUCAACCACUACUACCAGGACGCCUGAGGCCCGCUCCGCAGCGCCCAGUCUGGCUCUAGAAUGACACCCACGCCCACCUUUGCAGCAGCUGCAGCCCCCCCCCCCCCCACCAUCUGGCCCCUGGAGACGGUGCCAGGGGC